CGAAUCCAGAUCGCCACGAGAGACUAGAGAGAGAAAGGUAAGAAAGCCAGCAAGCUACGUUUCGAGGACCUACUUUCGAGUCACCAGCUAAAGCUCUCACGCCCAGCCGACCAUGCCGGCGGCCAGAAUAAACACAGCGACGGUGUGUUUGACAACCGAUGGAAACACUUUUCUUUUUUGCAAGUUGCAAGGUGUGCCGGCGCAUCCUCCUCCUCCGCUUGCAUUGCAUCCCGGUUUUCCGUCAGCGCGGACGCAAACAAACCUGGGAUCGAUCCAUGUCAGCGGCGACGAACGGGCCGGGCCAUGGCACGCACGAUGGUGAUGGAUGAUCGAUGUUGGUGUGCCCGCGACGCCCACCUCGGUCGCUCCAAACUCUCUCAACAACCGGUGAUGAGGACCGUCGGUGGCCGAAGCCGUCACGCAAGCAAAGGGAAAGCUUGGCUCCGGGACUCUGUCUGAGAGGCGCCUCGAGACACAGUUUCUGCCGUCGCGGCAAAGCGUAUCCAUCCAGGACCGGGACCGGGCAAGGCAGGAAGAAGGGGGACGCAUGGAUGCCCGCCCGGCCGACACUCUGGGUCGAGCACCAGCGCACUUGCUUGUUUGCCCGCACACUUGCGCAGCUGCACAUUUUUUUUUCCCUUUUGCUUAUCUGACAUCUCCUAGCUUUAGCUGUACCAUGCUGGCCGGACGGCAUCUUCUCCGCCAGCUGCACCUACGGUGUUCGUUGUUGCUCGAUCCAUCUUUUUUACCUUACCCCUUGGGAUAUAUGCGAAACAUGGUGCUAGAAUAUCAUGCUACAUUCCGGCUGUUUUGUUGCUCGGUCGUGACUGUGUUGCAGCAGUAGGUCUGUCUUUCUCCCCCCGCUAAAAAAAAAGGUUUGUCUUUCUCCCCGUUUUCCCAAGGGCCCGGUAUUUUUUUUAUAAAAAAAAUCGCGUGUGGCCCGUUAUGUUAGCCCAGAAGCCCAUCAAGGCCCAUCCAGCUCCGGGGGAGCCGCGGUCAAACCAUGGCAUUUCACCGAUCUCUCUCUUCCCCCGCGGCGAGCCAAUUACCUCAGCCACGUACUCCACGUACGCCCCCGCCAUUCUCUCCCUCCCCGAUCCAGCCGAGGCUCCAACUGACCACCACCCCUAUUAAUUCGCUUUCCAUUGAACCCAUCUUCAGUUUCCGUUUGCAGGAACCACUGAUCUCGAUCGAUCCACCAGCUUUGCUUGCGCGCGUGUGCUGUGUGCAUGCCAUGGCGAACCAGCUGCUCCCCCUGGCGAUGCUCGUCGCGCUCUGCUGCUACGGCGCCCUGGCCACGGACUUCGAGGUCGGCGGCGACGCCGGCUGGGCCGUCCCGCCCGCCGCCGACCCCGCCGUCUACAACCACUGGGCCUCCAACAACCGCUUCCUCCUCGGCGACAGCGUCCAUUUCAAGUACAAGAAGGACUCGGUGAUGGUCGUGACGGAGGAGGAGUACGGGAAAUGCGCGUCGACGCGGCCCGUCUUCUUCUCCAACAACGGCGACACGGAGGUGCGGCUCGACCGCGCCGGCGCCUUCUACUUCAUCAGCGGCGUCGCGGGACACUGCGAGCGCGGCCAGCGGAUGAUCGUCAGGGUCAUCGGCCCCGACUCGCCGCCGCCGGCCCCGCCCGCGCCUCCCACGCCGCCGCACCCCAGCGCCGCCGCGCCGUUGCCCGCUCCCGGCGUCCUCACGUCCGUUGCCGUUGCCGGCGCCGCGAUGACCUUCGCGCCCGUCAUCCUGCGUGGCGCCUGAUGAAUGAAUGAUGAUUCUUUUUUUUUGUGUGUCAUAGCUGCAUUCAUGCAUGGAUGGAUAUCUUUUUUUUUUCACGAACCAUAAUAUGUAGACCUGUAUUUUUGUGUGUCUCUGUGUGUGUUUGGAAACUUGAUUAGGUGUUUCUUCGCUGUUGGUUCCGUCGGGAGAGAUUUAAUUGAGAUGUGAUUAGCUUCUCUUUUUUUGUGUGUUUGGAAACUUUUAUACUCCUAUAUAUACAUAGCUGCAUUCAUGCA
Brachypodium distachyon (stiff brome) is the source of this 2010-nucleotide messenger RNA. Its product is annotated as mavicyanin. The transcript is spliced from 2 exons. The coding region runs from base 1004 to 1756 and encodes 250 amino acids. Gene Ontology annotation, molecular function: electron transfer activity. NCBI's taxonomy places the organism in Eukaryota, Viridiplantae, Streptophyta, Magnoliopsida, Poales, Poaceae. Gene Ontology annotation, cellular component: plasma membrane. The record is from RefSeq and is a predicted model, not a curated record.